AUGGUGUGUAAUGGAGUUAUCGCUCUAGCUUGUGUGGGAGGCUACAUUGUUGCGGCAGUUCUUCUAGUUCGUUUGUACCCAUUUCGGUUAAGCAAAAGAGAAAAGAAGGAACUUUUAAAACAGCGGUUUCCAUAUUCUACAACCAAAAUAGCACAUAGAGGAGGAUGCUUGAUGGGUCCAGAGAAUACUAUGUAUGCUUUUCGUCGUGCGGUUUUUGAAUGUAAAGCUGAUGUCUUGGAAUUGGAUGUUCACCCAUCAAAGGAUGGUCAAAUUGUCGUUUGUCAUGACUCAGAUCUUACAAGAACCUGUGGUUCUUUGGUUGGUGGAAAAAAUAUUGAAGAUAUUGUAGUAGGUGAAAAUCCAAGUAUUACAUUACCUCAGUGUUUGAGAAAAAUACCUUUGCAUUUUAAAUCAUUUCAAAAAGGUGACUAUUAUGUUGCUACCGAUUCUGUACCUGUCGAUGAUACUACUAGGGUUUGUUUGCUUUCUGAAGUCUUUGACGCCUUUCCAAAUCUUCCUCUUCAUAUAGACAUAAAGUCUGAGGACGCUGAGUUUACGAGGCGCGUUUUGAAAAUGAUUGAGGAUUACCGGCGAGAAACCCGAACUUUUGUCGGUACUAGUAAUAUACGUAAUAGGAAAAACCUUUAUUCAUAUUUUAAAAGUGUUCAUUCUGGAGAUGAUGAAAUCCUUAAGGAAAAGAGAAAGAGGUUUCGUAUUUUUGCGGGACCAAUGGAUUACUUUAUCGUACAAGUGGCAUAUUUUCUUGGUAUACUUCCUCUUAUUCCUUUGGAUUUUGAUGUUUUCUCUAUUCCUUUUUUUACAAAACUAAGGAAAAAGGAACUUGGAUCUCCCUUUUUACGCUUCAUCGCCUAUUUUUUAAAUUCAACGACUCUUUGGGAUCAUCUGCAGCGUAGGGGCAUUCUCGUUAUUGGUUGGGUUUUAAACGAUUACGAGGAGUUUGAAGAGGCUUCUAACUGGGAAGUAAACGGUAUUAUGUCCGAUGAUCCCGUUGGUUUGAAGGAGUUUUUUGACUCAUGUGAUGUUUCUGCUACAAUGAACCUUUUAGAUUAG
Messenger RNA from Trypanosoma theileri, 1071 nucleotides. RefSeq names its product glycerophosphoryl diester phosphodiesterase. The transcript has a single exon. The record is from RefSeq and is a predicted model, not a curated record. Bases 1 to 1071 code for a protein of 356 amino acids. Gene Ontology annotation, biological process: glycerophospholipid catabolic process. Gene Ontology annotation, molecular function: phosphoric diester hydrolase activity. Lineage: Eukaryota; Euglenozoa; Kinetoplastea; Trypanosomatida; Trypanosomatidae.